GAAUAAACUCUGUACAUGUGUCGCAUCGAAGCCAAAAUCCGUGGGCGUUAAAGCUGAACCUACCAGCCUCGGCAUCUGAUCCGCAUCGAUAGUGAAGCUGUUUUCUCCUCGACUAAGCUUUAGCCUUGGCUUUUUCUCUAAGCUGCUUUGUUUUUCCUUUUACCACCCGUCUAUCGAUCCUCAUUUGAGGAAACAAACUUCGUCUUAGCGUUCUCUUCUAGCAUAUCUAACCUUUCCCUCUCUCAGAUGGCUUCAUCGGUUCUAAUCUGCGACAGCCAGCCAUGGAAGGACUUGAAGGCCCAUGUUGAGGACAUCAAGAAGACCCAUUUGCGCGAUUUGUUGAGCGACACUGAGCGAUGCAAGUCAAUGACGGUCGAGUUUGACGGAAUUGUGCUUGACUACUCACGGCAACAAGCCACUGUGCACACAGUGGAUAAGCUGUAUAACUUGGCAGAGGCAGCGCUUCUCAAGGAAAAGAUUCAUCGCAUGUUUAAUGGGGAACGUAUCAACAGCACAGAGGAUAGGUCAGUCCUUCAUGUAGCUCUUCGUGCUGCCAGAAAUGCAGUUAUAAACAGUGACGGCAAGAAUAUUGUACCAUAUGUUUGGAAUGUCCUUGACAAGAUCAAGGAGUUCUCUGAGAGGGUCCGCAAUGGUUCUUGGGUUGGAGCUACAGGGAAAGCACUGACAAAUGUUAUUGCCAUUGGUAUUGGUGGCAGCUUCUUAGGCCCUCUUUUCGUGCAUACCGCACUUCAAACAGAUUCUGAGGCUAGCCAAUGUGCGAAAGGCCGCCAGUUGCGAUUUCUUGCAAAUGUCGAUCCAAUUGAUGUUGCUAGAAAUAUUGCUGGCCUGAAUCCUGAAACUACCCUUGUUGUUGUGGUUUCUAAAACUUUUACUACUGCUGAAACUAUGCUGAAUGCACGGACAUUAAGGGCAUGGAUUUCAAAAGAACUUGGACCUUCUGCAGUAGCAAAGCAUAUGGUGGCAGUUAGCACAAAUCUUACGCUUGUAGAAAAGUUUGGAAUUGAUCCUAAUAAUGCUUUUGCAUUCUGGGACUGGGUUGGUGGCAGAUAUAGUGUUUGCAGUGCUGUUGGUGUAUUGCCUUUGUCUCUCCAAUAUGGUUUCUCUAUUGUUGAAAAGUUCUUGAAAGGAGCAUCAAGCAUUGAUCAACACUUUACUUCAGCAUCAUUUGAGAAAAAUAUUCCUGUACUUUUAGGUUUGCUGAGCGUAUGGAAUGUUUCGUUUCUUGAAUAUCCUGCCAGAGCCAUUUUACCUUAUUCCCAAGGCUUGGAGAAAUUGGCUCCACAUAUUCAACAGGUUAGCAUGGAAAGUAACGGCAAAGGGGUAUCUAUUGAUGGUGUUCCACUUCCCUUUGAGGCUGGGGAAAUUGAUUUUGGUGAACCAGGAACAAAUGGUCAGCACAGUUUCUAUCAACUAAUUCACCAGGGACGUGUAAUUCCCUGUGAUUUUAUUGGUGUUGUGAAGAGUCAGCAACCUGUAUACCUUGAAGGGGAGGUUGUGAAUAACCAUGAUGAACUCAUGUCUAACUUUUUUGCACAGGCAGAUGCUCUUGCUUAUGGAAAGACAGCUGAGCAGUUGCAAAAAGAGAAUGUCCAGCAGCAUCUAAUUCCUCACAAGACCUUCUCUGGCAAUAGACCUUCUCUCAGUAUUCUACUUUCAUCAUUGGAUGCUUACAAAGUUGGACAGUUAUUGGCAAUCUACGAACAUAGAGUAGCUGUGCAAGGCUUCAUAUGGGGAAUCAAUUCGUUUGACCAGUGGGGAGUUGAGUUAGGGAAGUCACUGGCUACGCAAGUUAGAAAGCAACUAAAUGCAUCUCGUACAAAGGGAGGACCAAUUGAGGGCUUUAACUUCAGCACUACAACAAUGCUCGCAAGAUACUUGAAGGAAAGCUCGGAUGUCCCAGCUAAUCCUCAGACUCUUCUACCUCGGAUAUGAUUCUGGAUACUACACACCGGCUCACUAUUUUGUCUGAUUAUCUGAAAGGUUGUUGGCUUCAUUUUCAGUUUAUCUAAAUAUUGCAGACGCAGCAUAUUGCUUACUUCUCUCCGAGUUGAGGAGACUUCUAAUGUUUUAUGAUCCUCUUUAACAAGAGCAUGGCUAUUAUAUGAGUAUACGCAUAAACUUCACAUGCACAAUAAUUAUCAUGGAGUGAAUUUCCAUGCAAGUUUUGUUCAUCAAUACCAAAUAAAAAGUGUGCUUCCAUUUUUUUUCUC
Molecule: messenger RNA, 2231 nt
Organism: Manihot esculenta (cassava)
Lineage: Eukaryota; Viridiplantae; Streptophyta; Magnoliopsida; Malpighiales; Euphorbiaceae
Product: glucose-6-phosphate isomerase, cytosolic 2B-like
Exons: 24
Coding region: 247-1953 (568 amino acids)
Biological process (GO): glycolytic process; glucose 6-phosphate metabolic process; gluconeogenesis
Cellular component (GO): cytosol
Molecular function (GO): monosaccharide binding; carbohydrate derivative binding; glucose-6-phosphate isomerase activity
Source: RefSeq, a predicted model, not a curated record